AUGCCCACCUGUCAUAUCGCCUUUACAUCUCAACUGUCCAUCUUGCUUGGAACCCUCACCACUGGGAAUGGUGAAGCCACGAUUCUUGAAAAAAAGUCCGAGUUUAUUGGUCUUAUUUUCGUCUGUUUCGCAUAUUUUGUUAUGUUUCCAAGGGCCAUUUGUAGUAUUACAUUUUUCUUUCAAAUAUGCCAAGUCCUCACUCACCGUCUCCAGUAUGGUCAGGCAGACCUUGGCGCAGUUGCGGCCCUCAGCGGAAAGGACUUGUUCGGGUUGAGAAGGAUCGGUAUCUUUUUUAGUGUUUUUAACCACCCAGUCAUCCGCACGUUUUUGACCACUGUACUUGUUCACGUACGCGUGUCCGAGUUGCUGGGUGAAUUGCGUCAUGCCGCGCCUGAGGGCGUCGAGGAGAAGCGGGUUGUGGAAGCCGGCGAACGUGGAGGGGGAGAGGGAGGAGAUGGAGGAGGAAAGGGAGGAGAGUAA
Babesia ovata is the source of this 480-nucleotide messenger RNA. RefSeq lists its product as uncharacterized. The record is from RefSeq and is a predicted model, not a curated record. The transcript has a single exon. Bases 1 to 480 code for a protein of 159 amino acids. Lineage: Eukaryota; Apicomplexa; Aconoidasida; Piroplasmida; Babesiidae.